Molecule: messenger RNA, 1104 nt
Organism: Endocarpon pusillum Z07020
Lineage: Eukaryota; Fungi; Ascomycota; Eurotiomycetes; Verrucariales; Verrucariaceae
Exons: 2
Coding region: 1-1104 (367 amino acids)
Source: RefSeq, a predicted model, not a curated record
AUGCCACCUCGUCGCGCCAAAUCGCAUUCGGUGUCGAGCGACACCCCACCAACCCCCAGAUCUCCUCCGCCGCCGCCCAAGUUCCCUACACCUGUCAAGACACCAUCACGACGGUCGCCGCCAUCAUCGCCGGUGACAGCUACCUACAAUGCCAUUGUGGAGCCUGUGCGCAAGUCUCAGGUUGGCGCGGCGCUGCGUUUCCCUCUGGUCGUCAUAUUGAGCUUCUUUCUGAGCUCUGUUUUGUUUUCCAUUGUCGCCGAGAUCACUGCGGGAGAUCUGGCCGCAAUCUCCAAACAUACCGAAUCGUGGGUCGAGAUCACCGGACUUCUGGCAUGGAAGGUCGUUCAGUUAGCGGUCUGCUGGUUCGAGGGCUUUGACGCAUAUGAUACCAUCGCCCUCACGCUGCUGAUGGCCACUCCUCAUAGUCUACUCUUGUCGCUGUUCUACUCCAUCAGGCCCACUACGAUCGUCUUCACCACUAUCGCAAACAUCAUCUCCAUUACCGCUCCCUUCCUGCUGAUGCGCCGAGUCUCGCCCACACACGCGCCGCACUCGGCUCCCAAGGGGACGGUGCGGAAUCGUUCGAUUCUCAGCGAUCCAUGGACUACGAUUGCCACUUCUCUGCUGGCUACGGCUAUCUUUGCCGUCUUGCUUGAAUUGAGCUUUGCCACUUUCCUCCCUGUUCAUCUCAUCACUCACUUCACUGGUAUCAGAGAUCUCACCGUGACUCAUCUUGGUGCUGCUGGACUGCCAUCUUUACUAUUGGCGCUCAUACCUGCGGGUUAUGCUGCUCGAGAAUUUCUGUUCGUAUCCUCAACUGGUGUGCCACCCUCAGCAGGGGAGUACACAUUCGAUCCCGCUACUGCCGAUCUGCGCCAACAUGUCUAUCACAACACAUGGGGUUGGUACUCGUCAAGACAGAAGGAGCUGAUCAGCCGGACUGCUCUACUUGGUAUCAUGGUUGUAGGCGAAACCAUCAUUCAGACUUGGGGCACCAUCAAGGGCGUGGAGUUCUGGGGAGCGACAUGGUAUGCGGCCAUAUGGAAUAUUGGAGUGGCAGUUGUAGGAGCUGUCUUCGACUGGGUAGGUGAACCCAGCGGCUGA